UUACUAAACAGUUAAAAAAAAAACUCAAAGAGAAAUAAAGUUUACUGGACCCCAUUGUGGAGAUGGUCCCAUAAUAAUACUGAUAGAAUUAGAAGAUAGAGCAAUGGAAGGGGAUUUGUCCACGUGGUACAAUCCGAAUGGUUCUUUAAAGCUCAUCAAGCACAUCAACACCGUCGAUUUUUCCCGCAUCGAAAAGCGUUCAAUAAUCAACACUUGUCUUCUUGCUCCUAUAUAUAUAGAGAGACGAGUCACAUGUAGUAAUCUCUUUCGACGUGAAACGCCGUUAAAACUAUUCUUUCCCAUUGUAUCCGCUUUUAACAACUCUCGUCGUCAUCUCCACCGUCCGUUUUCGCUCAGCUAUAUUUUAAUGGCGACGAUUCAGAAGCAAGAAGAAGUUGGAGGCAAGGACCAAAGCCUACGAGCCGUUGAUCUAACCAUCGUCCACGGCGUCAGAAACGUCGAAACUUCAAGACCUUUCCAAGUAAAUUCCACGGUGAGUCUCGAGCCUAAGGCGGAGCCGGUGAUGCAGAUGCAGGCUCCGUCGAUUUCAAUGUCUUUAGCUCCACCGUCUUCAACGGGACCACCAUUGAAGAGAGCUUCGACUAAAGACCGUCACACGAAGGUUGAAGGAAGAGGGAGAAGGAUACGGAUGCCUGCCACGUGUGCGGCUAGAAUUUUUCAAUUAACUCGAGAGUUAGGUCACAAAUCCGACGGCGAAACGAUUCGGUGGUUGUUGGAGAACGCUGAGCCGGCGAUUAUCGCCGCCACGGGAUCGGGAACGGUUCCCGCCAUCGCUAUGUCGGUUAACGGAACCCUAAAAAUCCCGACAACAACGAACGCUGAUUCUGAUUUGGGUGAAAAUCCGAUGAAGAAGAAACGUAAACGACCUUCUAACAGUGAGUAUAUAGACAUAAGCGACGCCGUUUCAGCUUCCUCCGGUUUAGCUCCCAUUUCCACGACGACAACGAUCCAACCUCCGCCAGCGCUGGCAUCAUCCACCGUGGCUCAGCAACUUCUGCCGCAAGGAAUGUAUCCGAUGUGGGCUAUUCCAUCAAACGCAGUGAUUCCGACGGUCGGAGCUUUCUUCUUGGUUCCACAAAUCGCUGGUCCGUCGAAUCAGCCUCAGUUAUUAGCUUUUCCCGCCGCGGCCCCGUCGUCUUACGUCGCCGCGGCCCCGUCGUCUUACGUCGCCGCUGUUCAGCAGGCUUCCUCGAUGGCUAGACCACUUCCUCUUCAAGUUUUUCCAAGCAGCGGCUUUGUAUCCGUUUCAGACGUUAGCGGUUCGAAUUUAUCAAGAACGACGUCGGUUAUGGCUCCAAGCUCAAGCUCCGGCAUAACAACCGGUGGUUCAUCGUCUACUGCAACAACAACGACACACACACUCAGAGACUUCUCGCUAGAGAUAUACGAGAAACAAGAGCUUCACCAGUUCAUGAGCACCACAACAACACGGUCAUCGAACCACUGAAGAAAAUAAAGAAAAACGACGGCGUAUGAGUGAUCGGAAAAGGCACGUGGGCACGUGAAGAAGUGCACGUGUUAAGAAGUGGGCCUAGAUUUUAGGCAGAAGUGGGUCAACACGCACCAAAAAGCAGAGAGAGAGAGAGAGUGGGAGGAGGAAGGGAAGGGGCCACUCGGCUCCCACCUUACGCAUAGCUUCCGAGGCAGCCAGGUUGGGUGUGGUCCCCAAAUGGUUAGAGCUACGUGGUCCGUAUGAGUAGGACCAGCUUAAGCAUAAUUCCGAAUCGUUUCAUUUUUUUGGGUGGGGGCUCACCACUUUGUCUUGACUUUUUUGGUCUUUGUAAUUAACAAAAUAUAUUUAUUGAAGCCCUCUCUAAGUCAUGGUCCACUCAACAACAAUUGUGAUAUUGAUGUUUUGAUUUUAUUUAAAUCUGUAACAAAAUAAAUAUAUCUUUCUUAUCUAAAUGAAAAUUCUAAUGUUGUUUU
Arabidopsis lyrata subsp. lyrata is the source of this 1947-nucleotide messenger RNA. Its product is annotated as transcription factor TCP9. Gene Ontology annotation, molecular function: DNA-binding transcription factor activity; sequence-specific DNA binding. The transcript has a single exon. The record is from RefSeq and is a predicted model, not a curated record. Gene Ontology annotation, cellular component: nucleus. Bases 104 to 1468 code for a protein of 454 amino acids. Lineage: Eukaryota; Viridiplantae; Streptophyta; Magnoliopsida; Brassicales; Brassicaceae.